UGACUCCCUCUCCUCCAACGCCUCCAUCUCCCGCCACCUACACACCCUCACCGGCCGCCCCCACGUCGCCGGAACCCCCGCCAACGCCGACGCCGCCGCCUACGUCCUCUCCAUCUUCACCUCCUCCAAUCUCAACUCCCGCAUCACACCCUACCACGUCGCCCUCACUUACCCUAUCUCCCGCUCCCUAACACUAACCCCUUCACCUUCUUCACCUCCCCUCAACUUUGACCUCCAACAAGAAACCUACCCCGGCGACCCUUAUGCUGACGUGGCAGCCGAGGUCCUCCCCACUUUCCACGCCUUUGCCAAGUCCGGGGACGUGACCGGUGAAGUUGUGUACGUCAACUACGGGAGGUUGGAGGACUAUGAGACUCUUAAGAAUAUGGGAGUCAACGUUUCUGGCACUAUUGUGCUUGCUAGGUAUGGAGAGAUUUUCAGGGGGAGUAUAGUGCAGAUUGCAUACGAGCAAGGGGCGAUUGGGGCUUUGGUGUAUACGGAUAGGAAGGACUACGGCGGAGGAGGCGGAGGGAGGUGGUUUCCGGAGGAGAAGUGGCUGCCGCCGAGUGGGGUGCAGGUGGGGACGGUGUAUAACGGGAUAGGGGACCCGACAACGCCGGGGUGGGCGAGUAGUGAAGAGUGUGAGAGGCUUUCUGAUGAGGAAGUGGAGAAGAGUGGGGACUUGACUUUGAUACCUUCACUGCCUAUUUCUGGUGCUGAUGGUGAGGUUAUUUUGAGGGCCAUCGGAGGAAAAGUGGCGAAUGAUGAUUGGCAGGGGAGUGGGGAUGCCCCAACUUAUAGGGUUGGUCCAGGUCCUGGGGUUGUGCAUCUUAGUUACAAUGGGAAGCAAGUUAUAGAAAAAAUUGAGAAUGUGAUUGGUGUCAUAGAAGGUGAAGAAGAACCUGAUAGAUUUGUCAUUCUAGGUAAUCACCGCGAUGCGUGGACAUUUGGAGCUGUUGACCCAAAUAGUGGAACUGCAGCACUGCUAGAUAUUGCUCAAAGAUUGGGGAAGCUGCAGGAAAAAGGAUGGAAACCUCGGCGCACAAUUAUCUUGUGCAAUUGGGAUGCUGAAGAAUAUGGCUUGAUAGGAUCAACUGAAUGGGUAGAAGAAAACAGAGAAAUGCUAGCUUCAAGGGCUAUUGCUUACUUGAAUGUCGACAGUGCAGUAUAUGCGCCAGGAUUCUGGGCCUCUGCCACUCCACAGCUUGAUGAACUUCUUAAACAAGCUACUCAACAGGUCAAAGAUCCUGAUAACUCAUCACAAACUGUCUACCAAGCAUGGGUUGGUUCCAGCAGUUCCCCUACAAUUGGCAGGUUGGGAAGUGGAGAAUCUGAUUUUGCAGCUUUUGUUCAAUAUAUUGGAAUUCCAUCAGUUGACAUGGCUUUCGGUAGAGGAUACCCAGUAUACCAUUCCAUGUACGAUGACUUUGUAUGGAUGGAAAAAUUUGGUGAUCCUUUCUUUCAUAGGCAUGUUGCAGUGGCCAGUUUAUGGGGUUUGAUAGCUCUUUGGCUAGCAGAUGCAGAGUUUUUGCCUUUUGAUUAUACAUCCUAUGCACUGGAGCUGCAGAAAUACAUGAAGGAUUUGGAAAUUGAGAUAUCAGACAAGAACAUAAACCUAACUCCUCUGUUCAAGUCUGUUGAGGAACUCAAAAAAGCAGCCACAUUAAUCAACAACCAGCAAAGGGAAAUAAAACAAAACAAUGGCUGGCCUUCUAUAAGGAAGAAAGAUCAUUUUAAGGUGAGAGAGCUGAAUGACAGACUAAUGAUGGCAGAGCGUGCGUUUACAGAUCAAGAUGGACUGUUUGGAAGGUCAUGGUAUAAGCAUUUGGUUUAUGGGCCCGCAAGAAAUGAUGAUUACGGAACUAAAUCAUUCCCCGGCGUAGAUGAGGCCACUGAAAAGGCAAAGAGACUGAACACAGCAGAGUCAUGGAAAUUUGUACAACAUGAAGUUUGGAGAGUUGCUAGAGCUGUGAGACAUGCAGCAAUAGUCAUCAAUGAUUUUCCCUGUUCAGAUUAUUGUUUUGCCAAAUUCAGAUAAUGGAAUAUUAAUGGUAUUGCCCAUUUUGAUGAAGGCAGCCACUUUAACCCUUAU
Fragaria vesca subsp. vesca is the source of this 2092-nucleotide messenger RNA. Its product is annotated as probable glutamate carboxypeptidase 2-like. Gene Ontology annotation, molecular function: carboxypeptidase activity. NCBI's taxonomy places the organism in Eukaryota, Viridiplantae, Streptophyta, Magnoliopsida, Rosales, Rosaceae. Bases 386 to 2038 code for a protein of 550 amino acids. The record is from RefSeq and is a predicted model, not a curated record. The transcript has 14 exons.